AUGGCCAAUGCACUGCCAGGCCAGAAAGCCGGCGAGGUCACAGCGACGCCGAAUCCGUCCGAGUUCCAUGUGUACGGCCCGCGACACCUGUCGUCCCCCAGCUGGUGGGAUCUCCUCCGUUCGAGCUGGAAGGAUCCCAACUACCGGCGGAUGGUGAUCGCGUGCUUCAUCCAGGGGGUGUACCUGCUUGAGCUGGACCGGCAGGACAAGCGCGACGAGCGCACCGGCCUCGCGCCGCAGUGGUGGCGCCACUUCAUGUACAGGCUCUCCCAGACACUGGUCGACGAGCGCGAUGGCUCCAUCUACGGCGCGGUGCUCGAGUGGGAUCGCCGGGCCCUGCUAGCUGGCUACGCGCCGUUCCGCCCCGCCGGCGCGCCGGCCGCCGUCGUCGCGCUGCGCGGCACGCUGCUGAGCGGGGCCACGUUCCGGCGCGACGUCGUGGACGACCUCCGGUUCCUGGCCUGGGACAGCCUCAAGGGCUCGGUGCGGUUCGCCGGCGCGCUGGCCGCGCUGCGGUCCGCGGCGCGCAGGCACGGCGCGGGGAGCGUGUGCUUGGGCGGGCACUCGCUGGGCGCCGGGUUCGCGCUCCAGGUGGGCAAGGCGCUGGCCAAGGAAGGCGUGUUCGUGGAGUGCCACGUGUUCAACCCGCCGUCCGUGUCGCUGGCCACCAGCCUCAGGGGCUUCGCGGAGACGGCCGGCGAGGUGUGGGGUCGCGUGCGCGCGUGGCUGCCCUACGUGGGCUCAGCGGCUGCGGCUGCGGCCCCGGCCGCGGCGGACGCGAGCGGGGAGGCCAAGGAAGUGUCGCUGGAGCGCGCGGGGACGGCCAAGUGGCUGCCGCACCUGUACAUCAACACCAACGACUACAUCUGCUGCUACUACACCGACGCGGCGGCCGGGACGGCGACCGUGACGGCGAGAGGAGGAGGAGGGAGCGGGAGCAGUAAGGCUGCUGGAGGGGACGGUGGCAUGGGCAAGCCGGGGCUGGCGAGGAUGGUGACGGUGUCCAAGGGGCCGACCAAUUUCCUUGAUGCGCACGGGCUGCAGCAGUGGUGGGCCGACGACGUGGAGCUGCAGGUGGCGCUCAACCACAGCAAACUCAUCGACCGCCAGCUCAGGUCGCUCUAUGCCGCGCAGCCGGCCUCGCCGCAAGGGAGCCUGUAG
Molecule: messenger RNA, 1161 nt
Organism: Miscanthus lutarioriparius
Lineage: Eukaryota; Viridiplantae; Streptophyta; Magnoliopsida; Poales; Poaceae
Source: the annotation of a GenBank genome assembly